Brassica rapa (field mustard) is the source of this 1782-nucleotide messenger RNA. Its product is annotated as methyltransferase-like protein 17, mitochondrial. The record is from RefSeq and is a predicted model, not a curated record. Gene Ontology annotation, biological process: translation. Lineage: Eukaryota; Viridiplantae; Streptophyta; Magnoliopsida; Brassicales; Brassicaceae. Gene Ontology annotation, molecular function: methyltransferase activity; structural constituent of ribosome. Gene Ontology annotation, cellular component: mitochondrial small ribosomal subunit.
AUGGCGAAUGCCCAGAAAGCAUUCACGAUCGAAAGCCUAAGAACACUAGCGAAGCAGUCGUUCAGGUGCCUGGUCGUACCCGUCCGUCUCCGCCGCGCGAUAAAGAAAUACCUCCGCGAGGAAGACGAUCCGCACAUCAGGAAGAAGGUUCGCCAGCUAUCGGAAUCGUUUCAAGAGAUAAAGGACUCUAACCUCCUGUUACCGGAAACAACGGCCAAGCGUCUGGCGGAUUCGAUGAACUCGGUGGAGGCGAAGCGGUGGAAGAUACAGACGGUUUAUGGAGAUAGCGGUUUACAGUACAGAGACGGUGAGACUGCAGCUUACGUUGCUUCUCGUAUGCCCGCCGCGUACUCCGUCUGCUACAGAGUCCUCACUGAGAUUCGUCGAAGGCUUCCUGGUUUUAAGCCUACGAGGGUUCUUGAUUUUGGUGCUGGCACUGGUUCUGGCUUCUGGGCAGUACAAGAGGUUUGGCCAAAGUGUGCGCAGAAAGUUAAUAUAGUGGAACCAUCUCAAUCGAUGCAGCGUGCAGGACGUGACUUGCUUCAGGGCUUGAAGGAUUUGCCUCUGAUCCAUGGGUACACUAGCCUGCUAUCCCUUUCUCAAGAGCUCAACAAGAAAUGCAGAAUCCUCAAUGAUAAAUCCGAGAGGAAACAUGAGCUUGUCAUCGCUUCCUAUGUGCUAGGGGAGAUACCAUCUCUGAAAGACAGGAUUACUAUGGUUCGCCAGCUCUGGGACCUUACAGAUGAUCUCUUGGUUUUGGUUGAACCAGGAACGCCACAUGGUGCUAAUAUUAUAUCUCAGAUGCGAUCCUAUAUACUGUGGAUGGAGAAUAGAAAACUGCGUAAAAAGGAGAAAGCUGAAGCUGGCAAGGAAGUUCUCGAUCUCAAGUCUGGUGCGCAUAUUGUUGCUCCCUGCCCUCAUGAUGGAAAGUGUCCGUUGGAAAACACUGCAAAGUAUUGCCAUUUUGUUCAGCGGUUGCAGAGAACUUCAUCUCAGCGUUCCUACAAGCGUACAAAAGGUGUUCCCUUGCGUGGGUUUGAGGAUGAGAAGUUUUGCUUUGUGGUUUUCAGGAGAGGUCAGCGCCCACGGGAACCAUGGCCUCUUGAUAAUAUAAAAUUGGAGACUUUGAAGGAGAUGCGGGCGAAUAGGAAACCUGAGGAUCUCGAGAUUGAUUAUGAAGAGUUUAUCAAAACACAGGUGGUUGAGGUGCCUUACAUUGAUCCAAGAGCACAGGACUCUGAUAUCACGGAUGAGGACGAGGAUGAGCUGGAGAAAGUAGAAGAAGAAGGUGAAGGUACUGAUGAGGAUGAAGUAGAAGUAGAGGAAGCAGAAGAGGAGGGAAGUGGGAGGGCGAGCGUGGGAGGAGGAUGGGGAAGGAUCAUAUUCCCUCCAUUCCGCAAGGGUAAACAAGUGACGUUGGACAUGUGUGUGCCGACCAACGAGGAAGGGUCAGAGGGAGCUUUUGAGAGGAGAGUGAUAACGAAAAGCAAGAACCCUCAUCUUCAUUUGCAAGCCAAGAAAUCAUUUUGGGGAGACCUAUGGCCAUUAACCACUCAACAACAAGAAAUUACCAAAGAGAAUAAAAAAGUAGAUGCCGAGUGGUGUCGCCCAAAUGAAGACCAGAAAUGGGGUGCAUGGCCUUAAACAUUAGCCUUUGGUGAAUGAUUGUUUAAAAGACAUGUUUCCCAUAGCUCAUGUUAUCAGUUUCCCAUUACAGAUGUGUUUGAAACAUAAAAGGAAACCAAAUACCCAUUUUGUAGAAAUGCACAACACUUUUGUCCA